Bactrocera tryoni is the source of this 516-nucleotide messenger RNA. RefSeq lists its product as uncharacterized. The transcript has 3 exons. The coding region runs from base 97 to 516 and encodes 139 amino acids. NCBI's taxonomy places the organism in Eukaryota, Metazoa, Arthropoda, Insecta, Diptera, Tephritidae. The record is from RefSeq and is a predicted model, not a curated record.
UUGGUAUGUGACCUUAAUGCUGCGGGGCCACCAUCGCGCGAUGUUUUAAAAUGGAAAAAGGUUUGGUCGGAUUAUAAAACUCAUUUGAAAGCAAAAAUGCGUCGGAAUAAAAUAAGUAUUUCUGGAACUGGUGGUGGUCCUCCAAGUCAUUGCUCCUUAACACCGUUGGAGGAGCAGGUUAGUGAGCUUCUGGCAAUGGAAAUAUCCGUCAGUGGAAUAAGCGGCACCUCAGAAUUUGGUGCAGCACAGUUAACACAACCAAGUGGGUCAGACAUUACAACCGACGAAUUCCGACAGAAUGAACCAACGCCAGUGGAUGAAAUGCCACAUUGUUCACGUCAGAGAGUCGCUCCGCAAAAGAAAGAUAGCCUUUUAAAUAAGCAGGUGGAUAACCAAAUCGCUUAUCACAAAGGUUCAUUAAAAGUGUUGUCUGAAAUUAAUGUAAACCUAAAACGGGAUAAUGGUUCACCGCUUACAUUUUUCUUUGAAGAAUACUUCGAAGAAAAUUCGAUGUAG